AAUCAUUUAAACAUCUUUCAAGGUUCUCAUUUAAAUGUAGGUUAUCAGUCACGUAUAAGACGAUUAAGAGAUAAUUUUGAAAAAAGUCGAAGUUCAACGUAUACAUGGAGACCAACAUGGACAAUGGGUGAAUUAUUGGAGAUUAGAACUGAUGAAGAACAACCACUUAUUGGAACAAGAAUAUCUGGUAGUGACUCUCGAGUCUGUCAUACUCCAGAGUCUUUAGUUGUAACUACAGAUGAAAAAGAUAGAAAAAAAACACCAACUAUUCUACCGCAAAUCUCAACUGAAGACAAUGAAGAUGUUAAUAAAUCAGUUAAAAUAUCUACAGUUAAAGAACUAGAAAAAAUUUCAUCACCUAGACUAGAAUUAUCAAUUCCAGGAGAAGAUCAUGAAAAUGAUAUGCAUAAAACACAAUUUGAAGCACCUUUAAUCAAUAUCGAGUCAGAAGUCGAGGAUACAGUUGACGAUAGCGAAAAAACUAUAAUGCAGCGCCGACGAGAUGCUAUGAAUAAUCAACAUCAACAGAGAACAAUAAAAAAUGUUGGUUAUCGUUUGGGUAAACGGAAACGUCUCUUUGAGAAACGAUGUCGUAUUUCAGAUUUUUCAUUAAGUUUCGCUGUAUUCGGUAUAAUGGUUAUGCUGAUUGAAACAGAACUUACAUUUGCUGGAGUCUAUGAAAAGGAUUCAAUUUACUCAUUCAUUACAAAAUCAUGUAUAUCAAUAUCGACAUGCAUUCUCUUAGGACUUAUUCUUGCCUAUCAUGUUUAUGUGAUCAAGAUAUUUUCUUGUGAUGAUUCAAUCGAGGAUUGGAGAAUGGCGGUUGAUUAUAAUCGUGUAUUUCAAAUGACACUUGAAGUACUCAUUUGUAUUAUACACCCCUUUCCAGGAUCAUAUCUUAUUCAGUUCCCUAUAUCGUCUUCCUUAGUUGGCCCAGGAACUGAAAUCUACUCACCUGUCUAUCAUAGUGCUCAGUCUGCAAAAUCAGUCAAUACAGAAGGAAUGAUACCCACGCUAACGUCAACAGCGGCAGUAACACCAACAAUAUCUAAGCUAAAUACAAGUAAACCAAUUGGUUAUAAAUCUCUGCCUAGUUUACCCAACCUUUCUUCAUCUACUCUCUCACAUAACUCAUUCGAUCGUGUACAUAACUCUUCAGUUAAAAUUGUAUCCAUUGACUUGAUUCUAUCAGUACCAAUGUUUUUUAGGUUAUACUUAUUAUUUCGUGUUAUGCUGUUACACUCUAAACUGUUCACAGAUGCAGGUUCACGUAGUAUUGGAGCAAUGAACAAGGUGAAUUUUGAUACAAGAUUUAUUUUUAAAACAUUAAUGACCAUGUGUCCAGGAAAACUUCUACUUGGUUUUAUACUCUGCCUUUGGAUUGUUUAUUCGUGGACAUUAAGAGCUUGUGAAAGUUUUCAUGAUACAGAAAAUGGAAGUUUACUCAAUUCAAUGUGGUUGAUUGCUGUCACCUUUUUAAGUAUUGGUUACGGUGAUAUUGUACCACAUACAUAUUGUGGUCGAGCUAUCGCUUUAGCAACUGGAGUCAUGGGCUCUGGAUGUACAGCUUUGGUGGUUGCAGUAUUUGCAAGGAAAUUGGAAUUAUCCAAGGCAGAAAAACAUGUGAUUCACUUCAUGAUGGAGAACCAACUGAAUAAGAAGGUGAAAAAUUAUGCAGCUAAUGUACUCCGAGAAACAUGGCUUAUCUACAAAUAUACCAAACUUGUUAAACGUGUUGAAGCUUCUAAAGUUCGAGCACACCAGCGUAAAUUUCUGAGAGCAAUUCAUGGUCUAAGAAGAAUGAAAUUGGAUCAGAGGAAAGUUCAAGAUUCUGCUAACACUCUAGUCGAUUUAGCUAAAACUCAAACGAAUAUUUAUGAAAUUGUCACUGAUCUACGCAUGGAACAAGGAUGUUUACAGCAUCGAAUGGAGACACUGGAAACAUCGCUAUUAAAAGUUCAAAUCGAAGAUUCACGCCUAUUGGAUUCACAUGGCGUGAAAUCGUAUAACCCAGGUGAGAGCACCCGGAUUUCAUGUGACUCGAUGCUCAUGAGCGUCAUGCAUGAUGACCACUAA
Heterobilharzia americana is the source of this 2076-nucleotide messenger RNA. The record is from the annotation of a GenBank genome assembly. Lineage: Eukaryota; Metazoa; Platyhelminthes; Trematoda; Strigeidida; Schistosomatidae.